GCAGCGGGACGGCCUCGCCUCGUCUCUAGACCGUGAUGUUACGACUUUCUGGUACUGUAACGCAGUAGGCUUACGCAUUGUCUUUCUUUGUAUUGGAAAAUAGCCAAAGAUCUAUUAGAAGCCUACACUGGAUGCGAUGCUUCAGCUGAACGACACCGUUGAGCCGGAGAGCCCUGGCGCUGCGAUACUACACCCCGUCGUUGGUGAGGGUGAAGAUGGGGUGGAGGUAGCCUUUACACCGCCAGGGGCCGUAUCCAGUCGGGGUUUUGGCUCAGCAGUCGCCUGUUGUUCUCCCCUACAAACCCUUAAGCCUUUCCAUGUCAACAACCCAACGAUGCAAGCAAAAGUCAAAGAUUAUUUCGUCUUUAGGCCGGGGACCAUUGAGCAGGCUGUGAAUGACAUCAGGACGGUGGCGUUGCCGUCAGAAGACGGGGAGGUGGCCAGCGUCUGGCUAUUGGCAGAGAUUGACCACUGGAACAAUGAGAAGGAGAGGCUUGUCCUGAUCACUGAGAGGUCUUUGCUGGUGUGCAAGUAUGACUUCAUCAACUUACUGUGCGAGCAGGUGACCAGGAUCGCCCUCAAUGCGGUAGACACCAUAUCCGUGGGGGAGUUUGAGUUCCCCCCCAAAUCACUCAGCAAGCGAGAGGGCAGUGGGGUGCGAGUGCAGUGGGACAAGCGUCCGAGGCCGUCCUUCCUGAACCGCUGGAACCCCUGGGCCACCGACGUGCCCUACGCCACCUUCACAGAGCACCCCAUGGCACACGCCCACGAGAAGGUGGCCUCGCUCUGCCAGCUGGAGAACUUCAAGGCGCAGCUGAUCCAGGCGGUGAAGCGGGCCCACAAGGAGAACCCCAUACCGGGCCGCUCCAACGGGGUGCUGCUGCUAGAGCGCCCCCUGCUGAUCGAGACCUACCUGGGCAUCAUGUCCUUCAUCAACAACGAGGCCAAGCUCGGAUACUCCAUGACCCGCGGCAAGAUCGGCUUCUGAGAGACAGCUCUU
Engraulis encrasicolus (European anchovy) is the source of this 1000-nucleotide messenger RNA. RefSeq names its product tumor protein p63 regulated 1-like (gene tprg1l). NCBI's taxonomy places the organism in Eukaryota, Metazoa, Chordata, Actinopteri, Clupeiformes, Engraulidae. The record is from RefSeq and is a predicted model, not a curated record. The coding region runs from base 137 to 988 and encodes 283 amino acids. Gene Ontology annotation, cellular component: cytoplasm. The transcript has 6 exons.